AUGGCUGCCUUUGAGUUCGAAGCCGCAAACAAAUUCGCGCUAGAUCUUCAUAAAUGCCUGAAAAGUACCGAUAAAUUUGCCGGUGAAAACCUCUUCUACUCUCCUGCAAGUUUACUGAUUGCACUUGCGAUGACUUCUCUCGGAACGAGGGGGAAUACUGCUUUGGAACUAAUGAAAGUUUUGCACGUGGAUUCAGUUUCAUCAGAUGAUUUGGGCAAGAGCAUGAAGAACUUCAUCGAUAGCUUGAAUAGGGCGAGCGAUGAGAACAACAAGCUUCUGAUAGCUAACCGACUCUUCGUGCAAAAGAGCUUCGAAAUCCUGUCGUCCUUUCAACAAGGAAUGCGAGAGUUCUACCGCGCUGAAAUCGCUUUGGUAGACUACAUUGCAAAUGUCGAGAAAGCCAGAGAAGAGAUCAACAAAUGGGUCGAACAGCAAACAAACGAUAAGAUUAAAGAUCUUAUUCCUGCAGGUAUGCUGGGUUCGGAUACCAGGCUGACUCUGGUGAACGCGAUCUACUUUAAAAGUGUGUGGCAAGAGAAGUUCAAAAAAGAAGACACAUUCACAGGGUCAUUCUUCCCGUCACAAAAAGAAGAAAUGAAAGUUGAAAUGAUGUGCCAGGAAGGUGAUUUUAAGUUUGUGGAAUCAAAGGAUCUGGCUUGUCAAAUUCUUGAAAUGCCAUACCUGGGUAAUAAAUUGUCUAUGGUAAUCUUUCUUCCCGUGGAAAUUGAUGGUCUGGCCAAGCUGGAAAACAGGAUCACUUAUGAGACUCUUCAGCAGUCACUAUCCCUGCUUGAUGGUUCAAUGGGUGAAGUUGAAGUCAUUUUGCCUAAAUUUAAGCUGACUCAGCAGUUUGACCUCAACAACGUGUUGGCAAAGAUGGGAGCAGAAGAGAUGUUUAUUCCUGGAAAGGCUGACCUUUCUGGUAUCUCAAGUGAGCCAUUGUGUGUUUCAAAGAUUGUGCACAAGGCAUUUGUCGAGGUGGAUGAAGAAGGCACCGAAGCAGCUGCUGCUACUGCUAUUGGUGUGGCUGUAAUGAGUAUGCCUUUGCCGAAGCCAAUGUUCAAAGCUGAUCACCCUUUCCUGUUCAUUAUAAGACAAAAUGAAUCAGGAGCCAUUCUGUUCCUUGGUCGGCUUAUGAAACCAAGUCUUGAAUAA
This is a messenger RNA of Pocillopora meandrina, 1155 nucleotides long. The record is from the annotation of a GenBank genome assembly. NCBI's taxonomy places the organism in Eukaryota, Metazoa, Cnidaria, Anthozoa, Scleractinia, Pocilloporidae.